Messenger RNA from Microtus oregoni (creeping vole), 1291 nucleotides. It is a transcript of the gene Bphl, whose product is annotated as biphenyl hydrolase like. The coding region runs from base 108 to 983 and encodes 291 amino acids. Lineage: Eukaryota; Metazoa; Chordata; Mammalia; Rodentia; Cricetidae. The record is from RefSeq and is a predicted model, not a curated record. The transcript is spliced from 7 exons.
UAACAAGGGGUGUGGCCGGCCAGAGGCGUAGCUUCGGGCUUGGCACUUGAAGGAUGGCAUCCAGUUGGGCGCACGCGCGGUUCCGCUAGGAGGAGUGACCUGGAGCUAUGGCGACUGCAGCGGUACACCCUGCGUCUCUGCGACUGCGGCUGCUCCUCUCGCCCUUGAAGUCCAGGACCCGCGUGCCGCAAACGGAGCCCGCAGCCACCUUCGGCACUGCAGUGACUUCGGCCAAGGUGGCUGUUAAUGGCGCUCACCUGCAUUACCAGAGAACGGGAGAAGGGGAGCAUGCAGUCCUCCUGCUCCCUGGGAUGCUGGGAAGUGGAAGCACCGAUUUUGCACCACAACUUCAGAACCUAAACAAGAAGCGCUUCACAGUGGUGGCCUGGGACCCUCGAGGAUACGGACAGUCCAGACCCCCAGAUCGAGACUUCCCACUGGACUUUUUUGAAAGGGAUGCAAAGGAUGCUGUUGACUUGAUGAAGGUGCUGCAGUUCAAGCAGGUCUCCCUCCUGGGCUGGAGUGACGGGGGCAUAACUGCACUCAUUGCUGCUGCUAAGAACCCAUCUUACAUCCGCAAGAUGGUGAUCUGGGGAGCGAACGCCUACGUCACUGAAGAAGAUUGCAGGAUUUACCAGGGUAUCCGAGAUGUUUCUAAAUGGAGUGAGAAGGCAAGGAAGCCUCUGGAAGCCCUGUAUGGAUAUGACUACUUUGCCAAAACCUGUGAGAAUUGGGUGGAUAGCAUCAGCCAGUUUAAAGAGCUGCCAGAUGGUAACAUCUGUCGGCACCUGCUGCCCCUGAUCCAGUGCCCAACCCUCAUUGUGCACGGGGAGAAGGAUCCAUUGGUCCCACGCUUUCAUGCUGACUUUCUUCACAAGCAUGUAAAAGGAUCACGGUUGCACCUGAUGCCAGAAGGCAAGCAUAAUCUGCAUUUACGUUUUGCAAAUGAAUUCAACAAGUUGGCAGAAGACUUUCUACAGUGAAAUUACAGGAAGUCUUUGGUUUCUGGGUGAUUCUGUAUUGAAGGAUCAUGUCUUUGUCUGUUACUUGGGUGCUCCAAUAUGCCUGCCUUGCUUCUCUCCUCAGUUCAUAGACCACAAGGCUUCCCACACUCACCAUGAUAUAACUGAGUGCAGGCAGGGAAAAAAGCAUACCUAAAUCAGGUUGUAGCUUUAAUGGCUACAAAAAAAUGAAUACUGGCAUUUGAAAUGUUAGAUUGUGAGUUUCUAUCAUUGUCUUAAAAGUAAAUUCUUACCAUAAUUUAUUUUCAAAUAAAUUUAUGUGAAACGGG